AUUUAUUAUCAUGAAUCACCCACAAUUUUUAAAGAGCAAACCUUCGCUUUAGGAAUUCCUACUUACAAUCAACAAGAUAGAAUGUUAUGUUUUGAUAUUAGUAAAAUAGGAUUAAUUGAUUUUAAUAAUAAAUCCAAUAUUAACGUAUAUUUAAAAUUUAUGGAAACCAAAUUUGAGAGUUGUUAUAUUUUUAAAAUCGAUUUAAAAGAAACGGGAAAAGAUUAUGAUUAUAAUUUUAAAUAUAAUAGUUGUUUAAAAUUCCUGGUAACCAAAAAAGAUGUAGUAAUUAACUUUCCCAAUGAACUUGUUCUUAAAGUUCUUCAAGAAUUAUUCAAAAUUUCCAGCAUCAAACAUAUGAAGAAAUUACAAAGAACAUGUAAAUUAUGGAAUGGUCUAAUUCCGGUAGUUGUUAAAGACGAAAUUAUCAAGUAUCGUUCGGAGUGGUCUUUAUGGAUUGGUUGGAAAAAUGCUGUCAAUCUCGGAUUUUAUGUUAAAACAAUUUCAUAUAAACCCACACAUAUUCUUCUACAAUUUAAUAAUAAUCCAAUAAUUCAUGAAUCAAGUGAAAUAAAUUUUGUGUUAUGUAUGAAUAAAAAAUUAUUUAAAUUAUUUAAAGUGAAAGCGGGUAAAUUAAAUAUGAGGAAACAAGGAACUCAAUCAAUUACCGAUGAAUAUGGAGGAUGUAUUUUAGUUGAUGUAUUAGAGAAUUGGAAUUUAAGAGUUAUACAUUGGAAAAUGAAAGAAGGAAUUUUUUUAAAUGCUUUUGACAAGAUUAGAUGUCAAGAAUUAAAAUUAAUUGAUAAUAACAAUAAUAGUAAUGAUAAUAAUCAUAAUAAUAAUCAUGAAUCAAUAUAA
This is a messenger RNA of Diversispora eburnea, 855 nucleotides long. Lineage: Eukaryota; Fungi; Glomeromycota; Glomeromycetes; Diversisporales; Diversisporaceae. The record is from the annotation of a GenBank genome assembly.